Messenger RNA from Cololabis saira (Pacific saury), 1570 nucleotides. It is a transcript of the gene cmtm8b, whose product is annotated as CKLF-like MARVEL transmembrane domain containing 8b. The record is from RefSeq and is a predicted model, not a curated record. The coding region runs from base 531 to 1025 and encodes 164 amino acids. NCBI's taxonomy places the organism in Eukaryota, Metazoa, Chordata, Actinopteri, Beloniformes, Belonidae. Gene Ontology annotation, molecular function: structural constituent of myelin sheath. The transcript has 5 exons. Gene Ontology annotation, biological process: myelination. Gene Ontology annotation, cellular component: membrane.
GAGUAUCCAUGACAACGGAGAAUUGCUUACAUGAGAAAACAGCAGACUGAACUUUCCAAAGACCAGUUAAUGAUCAAAAAAUACCCAAAUUGCAGGUAAGUUGAAGAGAGCAGGAGAAAAUGGAGGUUCUGACCACUUUCCCCUCAUCAUCAGGGGGACUGUGAGAUUGGAGGGCGGGAUGAAGGAUUUUUCAGCAGAAGUUUAAUUCUCAUCAAGACUUUCCUGUAGGAGCAUGAUUUGAACUCCAGCAGCUCUCUUCUCUUCGUGGAUUUCAGACACUGCAGGUGGACUAAAGAGUUCAGACAGACUGACAGCAGUGGGGUAGACGUGCCUGCAGAGCUCAUUAACUGCAGGUGUAAUCCAGGAUGUUACUGUGAAGGAGUAUCUCUGCGUCCCGACUACUGAACUAUUAGAUACGGGUGUCCUUGCAGGAUUCCAGGACAGGAACAAAACUUCCUCUGCUGUAGUGACAGCCUCAGUCAAAGCACACAGGCUCUCCGUCUGAGUGCAUCACGGAGCCACAAGCAGUGAUGUCGAGCCGCAGGGGUCCCUCAUUACCACAAUACAACACUUCAACCUCUACCUUGGCCUUUGACCAGCAUUUCACCACGACUGCCAAAGGAAUGCUCCUGCUGGCCGAGAUAGUGUGUGGUAUGUUGGUGUGGAUUCUGGUCGGGGGUACAGAUUAUUUUCAUCUGCCUUCUCUCUGCUGGGUCAUGUUUGUGUCCAUCCUGUUCUGGAUUUUAACAGUAUGCCUCUUUGUGAUUUACAUCACCGGAGUUCACCACAGGAUACCGCAGAUGCCCUGGACGACACUGUCGCUGUGUUUUAACUGUAGUGCAGCUGCUUUGUAUCUGGUGACAUCAGUGGUGGAGGCUGUGUCCCUCAACCAGGCCGUUAGGGGGCGCCACAGCUACAACUGCUGGGCAGCAUCAGCGGUGUUUGCCUUCCUAACCACACUCUGCUACGCGAGCAGCAGCUACCUGAGCUACCGUGUAUGGAGAUCCAAAGAAGAGGAGCAGUAGCCUCUUCUGUUUUCUUGUUUUGUUGCAACAGCAUUCACACUUCCUUGUGCGUCAUCGCAAGAUAGGGAGGCAGAGGAGCACUUUCUUUAUCAACCAGCACUGUCGAUGCUGCGUUUAAACCACGAUGAAGUCGAGUUCACUGAUAAACCAGAUCAAUUAAAAAAACAGCAGAGCAAAAGCUUGUUCUGGGCAGUUCUCAGCUACGUGAAGAAAGACCAGUGUUAAUAUUUGUUUUGUGUUAACGUCUUUAUUACAUAUAAACAUGAUUUUGAUUAUUCUUAUUAUAUAUAUAUAAACUUUAUAUGCAGACACUGGGUCCAGAAUACAAAACGAUAUACAGACACAGACAUUAUUAAUAUUUUAUUUGUGACUUUUUAAAAAUGUGCAAGGUCCCAAAAAUAAAAAACAACAAAAAUAUUUAACUUUUAGAGAGCUCACGAAAACUGCAUAUCUUAUGAUGAGUUGUGUUUUGUAUAUUUUAAUGAUUUUUUUUAUGACUGACUUUUCUAAAAAUCUAUGUGAUAUAGUAUGAGGAAUAAAAUAAA